This is a messenger RNA of Miscanthus lutarioriparius, 867 nucleotides long. The record is from the annotation of a GenBank genome assembly. Lineage: Eukaryota; Viridiplantae; Streptophyta; Magnoliopsida; Poales; Poaceae.
AUGGGCGUGCUCCUGCUGCUUCACGUCCUCCUCGUCGCGGUGGCGGCGAUAGCUCCUGCGGCCGACGGAUGGGGCAAGGAGGGACACUACAUGGUGUGCAAGAUCGCCGAGAGCUUUCUGACGGAAGAGGCCUCGACGGCGGUGAAGGACCUGCUGCCGGGGUGGGCCGGCGGCGACCUCGCGGAGACGUGCUCGUGGGCGGACACGCAGAGGUUCCGGUACCGCUGGUCCAGCCCCCUGCACUUCGCUGACACGCCGGGGGACUGCGAGUUCGACUACGCCCGGGACUGCCACAACACCAAAGGAGAGAAGGACAUGUGCGUGGUUGGAGCCAUCAACAACUACACCGCGGCACUGAAAGACUCAUCAAGUCCAUUUGAUCCGACGGAGAGCUUGAUGUUCUUGGCGCACUUCGUCGGCGACGUGCACCAGCCACUCCACUGCGGCCACACCGACGACCUCGGCGGCAACACCAUCGUCGUCCACUGGUACCGAAGGAAGAGCAACCUUCACCACGUAUGGGAUGUGAACGUCAUCGAGACGGCCAUGAAGGACUUCUACGGCAACGAUCAGAGCACCAUGAUACAGGCCAUCCAGCAGAACAUCACGGAGGAGUGGGCUAACGAAGAGAAGCAGUGGGAGACGUGCCGUAGCCGGACAAAGACUUGCGCUGAAAAGUACGCUGCAGAGAGCGCGAAGCUGGCAUGCACGGCGUACGAGGGUGUCGAGCAGGACUCCACCUUGGAAGAUGACUACUUCUUCGCUGCGCUGCCGGUGGUUCAGAAGAGGAUUGCUCAAGGGGGUGUCCGGCUGGCCGCAAUACUGAACAAGAUAUUUGGUGGAAAGAGCAGGCUUCAGAGCAGUUGA